Molecule: messenger RNA, 3576 nt
Organism: Megalopta genalis
Lineage: Eukaryota; Metazoa; Arthropoda; Insecta; Hymenoptera; Halictidae
Source: RefSeq, a predicted model, not a curated record
GGUAGGGAUUAGCUCGAACAAGGUAUAGGUUUGUAGACGACAAGCCUGGUCGUGCCGUUCUCUACCUACCCCGUCAUAAAGCUAGUCUCGGUCUCGGGUACAAAAUAGUACCGCGGACGAACCGUGUGCAUGUCACUUGCGCCAGUCACCCACGAGAAAGGUACGGGGAACAAGUGUUGAAGAAAUAUGGCGGCGCAUUGGAACGUGCAAGUGUGAUGCAGCGUACGCGCAACGAAACGCUCGUCUCCGACUGACCAAAGAGGCCUCGCUCGCUAAAUAUCCACCUGGCCAAAUGACAUGGGAAUUUGUAAUCGAAGGCACUUCCUGCUGACAAUAUGUGUCUUACAACUCAUUACUACUGUGGAGCGCCAGGUUUUCGACUUUCUAGGCUUUAUGUGGGCCCCGAUACUGAUUAACUUUUUCAAUAUUAUAUUUGUGAUCUUGGGAUUUUUUGGGGCCUUUCAAUGCAGACCUAAAUAUAUCAUAUCUUAUUGUGUAUGGAAUACCGUAUGGUUGGGAUGGAAUAUAUUUAUGAUAUGCUUUUACCUUGACGUGGGCAUACUGGACAAAAAUAGCGAUAUUUUGAACCUUGGAACAGGAAGCUUUUCAUGGUGGCAUGUCAAUGGUCCAGGUUGCAAAGCCAUUUACGAUGUCACAGAACCUGAAUUAUUUAGACCUGCAAGGCCUAGCAAUGUAACAGACUGUGUAUUAGAUUAUGAAGUAGUUGAAAUUUUACACGCGUCAACACAAUGUAUCUUAGGUUUUAUUGCAGUCGUGGGCGGUAUUUGCCUAAGUAAAGUUUUCCUGGAAGAAGAUGACAGCUUUGACUUUGUGGGAGGUGAUGACUUCGGGUUGGCAGGCCACACACCGUUACAUCCUAUGUACGUUAGCUACUCGGCUCUUCCAUCACCUGCCCACCUUCACAAAAAUUCCACUCAAAAUUACUCGGAAGGCACGGUUAGCUCUCACCAAUCGAUCGGUCACGAUACCAGCUUCCCAAAGCAAAACGAGAAAUUCUUGAACAACUCGGUGCGAAGUAAAAAUAGCUUCCGUAACGACACGAUACGAACCACCAGAAGCAGCGUGUCCAAUCGCGACCUAAAGUACGUUGACUACUCGAACGAUUAUUCGAAUCCCUUAGAUCAUUUGCAGAGACCUGUGUCGCCGUACGACGAGUACGACUCAUUGGACAGCGCGGCUAGAUUGAGAUAUCAAAAGAACAAGAUGUAUUAUCCUCAUUCGUCGCGGUACAGUCCUGUCGCGUCUCCGCGUGCUAAAUCUCGUCCGAUCUCGUCGAAGCAACCUAAAGCCUCCGGCAAGCCUAGAGUCUUUACGGAUCAUAUUCGCGAGCAACCCCUCCGAUCUUAUUACUCGGAUCCUAGAUUGGCGAUCGAGAACCAACCAAACGCAAACGACCAGGAACAUCCGAGUAGUAGACCCCACAACCAUAGAGAUAGCAGACCGUUGUCCUUAUACGCCAUACAAGCUAAACGGAAGAAGAAGCAGCCGAGGCCGUUGUACAGCAUCGAGUACUCGCAGCCGGAGCCGCCGGUGCACGACGACAGCGUGUCCCCGAAGCCGAUGACACCUCGAAGGGUGAAGCGGCGAUCGGUGAUCUCACGGGACGGGACCAGACGGUCCAGCCGGAGGAGCUCGGUGCGGCAGUCGCGCAGAAAGAACCCCGUGAACCGCAUCAUGGACCACCAGGAGAGCCUGUACGCGAACACGACGCCCAGCAACCUGACCAACCAGAACGUGAACUCGCUGUCCCAGGGCACGCUGAACUACGAUCGCAUCUCGAUGACCUGGGACAGGGACCGUAACUCGAACUGGCAGCCGGAAGCCGUCAACAUGGCCGUGUCCUCGCCCGCCAUUUGGAACCAGGACUCGUCCAACAACUACUCGAACACCAGCAACUACGCGAACCAACCCUAUCCGAACUGGGACGCGAGCAGCUCCACCAGGAAUCUCACCGACAAUUGGCAGCCGAGCGAGGUGAACCCGAUGCAGUGGCAGGGCCAGAGCAACCCAACAUUCCAGCAGACCAGCACCCAGAGCCUGAACGGCGAGGACCUGGACGAUUUGUACAAUAAUCGACCGGCCAGCGCCAGGUCCAGCUAUAGCAAUUACCACGGGGUCAGAGCGACGCCCCAGGUGCCUAACAGGAACGACAUUGUCAGACAGAGCCAGAGACAGUUCGUUCUCAGCGGGCCGCCCGCUUAUCAGGACACGGUUAUUUAGGAUAAUAAUAUUCUUGGGCCCGCGUUCGUGGGAGUCGAGACGAUGGGGGAAGGAAAAUUUCACGAAUUAGGGAAUCGUUCAUGGCGAAAUAUCGGUCGGCUGCCAGACGUUGCUGUUGAUUCAACCGUUGCGUUAUCAUACUUGAUCAUUCAUUGAUUUAUUUCAAGUCCUGUUUACGCAUUCAAAUUUGUAUCGAUUAUUCGUCUGCGAUCAGGACGUCUAAAUCUGUGAGAUUUCUUCAUGAAGUUCUUGCGUUUUGAAUCAUUUGUAUCGCCGCGUGUUCCUUGAUUUUUAUUCGGCAAAUUUCGUUGUAAGAUUUAGAGGUAGAUUUGUAAAUAAUGAUUGGAUCUGAAAUAACGUUUGGAUCUGUAGUUUUGUACGGAACUAUGAUUUUUAUAGUUCAAAGAUGCAGAGAUAAUUAUGCACGAAGAAUACACGAAAGACCUCGGGGAAUACAACUUAUGUCGAAGGAGUAAAUGUUGUAGUAAAAAGAAACUUAUUUUUAAGAUUACAUGUUCCGAGACUUCGAGAUUAUCGACGUUUCUUUUCCAGUAAUAACUUUGCGAUGUUGACAUAAUACUUGUAAAAAUCUCAUCCGCUAAAAUGCUUUUCUCCUUCAAAAAAUGAAUCUAUUAAAAACCACGUAAUUCCGUGACGAUUAACGUCUUCGAAAUUGUACGUUUCCCAUUGAAAAAAAGGUCGAUGAAAAAGAUUCUUUAAUUUGUGCCUCUCGAGCACAGAUAUUAUUUUCACUCUUCCUGCAUAAUUACGCUGCGCUACUUAAUGCAAAUCAUCGAAACGGUCUGAGACAAAAAAAGACCAACGCGCGUUUAUCAUCGAUGAAUCGACGCGUUUAAUAUUCGAUUCCUCUUCGCCACGAGAUUCGACGAUGCUCGAUUCGCUUGCGUCAGCUGAUACGUUUGCUUUUGUAGUUCUGAUCCGGCCACGCGAAUUUCUUGUCCCUAGAUUCGAAACACCUCCAGAGGAAUAGACGGGGAAAGGAAACGAAUGGCAUAAUGGUUGAAUCAGCAAAUACGAUUGCAGAAUGAUCUCAUUGGUAUCUCCCCGGGUCUCCCAAGGUUUCGAUGUACGCGCGAACGCUGGCCAUUGUUAGUAAAUCAUAGUUAUACGCUGCGGCGAUCUUACGUUAGAACUGUUACUGUUAAGGUACAGUGAGCGUGGGAAGGCUCGCCCUUCCCGGCGCCUCACUGAUUUUCAAGCUUUACUUAAUAGCAGCGGAUGCGAUUCGCACGGUUCGAGCUGCGCCUUGUUGUACUCUAUAAUAGAAAUUCGACCGGUUUAAACAGGAGCAAUCUUCCGGAAAUUCUGAUUACG